This is a messenger RNA of Coprinopsis cinerea okayama7#130, 1861 nucleotides long. Its product is annotated as transducin family protein/WD-40 repeat family protein. Gene Ontology annotation, molecular function: protein binding. Bases 137 to 1861 code for a protein of 574 amino acids. The transcript is spliced from 6 exons. NCBI's taxonomy places the organism in Eukaryota, Fungi, Basidiomycota, Agaricomycetes, Agaricales, Psathyrellaceae. Gene Ontology annotation, biological process: rRNA processing. Gene Ontology annotation, cellular component: nucleus. The record is from RefSeq and is a predicted model, not a curated record.
GAAAAUCAUAAUACCAACGUUACCACUGCACCUUUUCUACCUCUUGUUACGAAUGUUAUAACGACCGCAUUAUUGACGCCCAAGCUCGACUGCACCAAAAAAGACCACUUUCAACGACCCAAAAGUAGCUUGCGACAUGAGCAACCUCAUCUCAGCGGUCUCAUGGGUUCGCCGCGGUGUUGCCCAGCAACAUCCAAUAAAAUACGUCUUGGACGACGGAGAGUUAGAGCGAGUGAGUAAGCUCGCUCGGAUAGAACUCGAAGAUGCGCGGAAAGAGCUCGAAAAGGCUCAUAAAGCUGCUAUGGAAAUGGGCAAAGGGGACGAAGAAGACGACGAUGAGGAGGAAAGCGAGGUUGUAGGCAUGGAUGCGGAUGGAAAGGACGAUGAAGGGGAGUGGGUCGAUGAAGAUAGCGAUGCAAUGGACGUGGAUUCUGGGCCCAAUGAUGCUUCCAAGAAACCCUCCAAACCCAAAAAUCCAGACGAUCUUACCGAAUAUAACUUGGACAAUUACGAUGAAGAAGAGGGCGGAGAGAUUGGCGGUGUUUUCAGCAGUAUCAAGGGCCUGACAUACUACAAGGACAAUAACGAAGACCCUUACAUCACGUUGAAAGAGGAUCCCGAGGACGACGAACGAGAAGAGCUCGAGGUGCUCCCCACGGAUAACCUGAUUGUGACCGCCAAAACAGAAGACGAGAUUUCACAACUGGAGAUCUAUGUCUAUGACGAAUCCCAGGAAAAUCUUUACGUCCAUCACGACCUUAUGCUCCCCAACUUUCCUCUCUGCCUCGAAUGGCUCGACUACCACCCUGCCUCGUCUUCUACAAAUUCUCAUCCAACUCCUGCGACUGAAUUCGGAAACUACAUCGCGGUCGGAACCCUCGAUCCUGAAAUCGAAAUCUGGUCCUUGGAUAUUGUCGAAGCGAUGUACCCCGCAACUGUCCUUGGUCGACCCGAUAAAACCAAGGCGCAUGUGCCCGUACCACUAGGAACCGGCAAGAAGAAGAAAAAGAAGAUGAAGGAACGACAGAAGGACGACAAAUGCCAUGUCGAUGCUGUUCUUGGGCUCAGCUGGAACAAGCAGAUCCGGAACAUGCUUGCGAGCGCUAGUGCUGAUCGGACAGUGAAGCUGUGGGAUCUGAGUCGGGACCCGGUGGCGGGUGGUGAAGGAGCUGGUGCCAUCCGAAGUUUCGACGUGCACAAGGACAAGGUUCAGGCCGUCCAAUGGAAUACGACGGAACCAAGUGUCCUCUUGACCGGAAGUUACGAUCGAACUGUCAGAACAUUCGACUCGAGAUCUCCAGACACGGGCGUUGGGGCUGCAGUGGGCAGCGAUGUUGAAGCUCUGCGAUGGGAUCCCUGGGAUAGUUACGGCUUCUAUGUCUCCUUGGAGAAUGGCAUGGUAUUGAAUUACGAUGCCCGUACCCUGCCAUCUAAUCUCGAGACACCAAGCGCUGCAAGAUUCACCCUUGCUGCACACGAUGGAGCUGCCUCCUCCCUCGACGUUAACCCUCAUCUCAAGGGAUGCAUCGUUACCGGCGGAACGGACAAGUUGGUCAAGGUCUGGAAUGUCACGGAGGACGAUAGCAACGGUAAACGACAAGUGAGCUUGGUCACAUCUCGAGACCUCGGCGUUGGCAAGGUGUUCUCUACCGUGUGGUCACCGGACGAUCCUCUCACCCUUGCCGCUGCUGGUUCAAAAGCCAAAUUGCAAUUGUGGGAUGUUGGGUCGAAUUACGGCGCCCGCAAAGCUUUCAGCGCCAAAUUGAAGGAUGCAGGCAAGGUACUGAAGGAAAAGGCUGAGAGCGGCGGUGUCGUUGGUGUUGUCAGUGACGGUGAAGAGAGCGACAAUGACGACGAUUGA